CGCAAGUGGGGAAUGUUGUUCUGCUACACAAGUGGGGAGUGUUGUUCUGCUACGCAAUUGGGGAGUGUUGUUCUGCUACGCAAGUGGGGAGUGUUUUUCUGCUACGCAAUUGGGGAGUGUUGUUCUGCUACGCAAGUGGGGAGUGUUUUUCUGCUACGCAAUUGGGGAGUGUUGUUCUGCUACGCAAUUGGGAAGUGUUGUUCUGCUCAGCCUGCUGUUCUUUACGAUAGAUACGCUCGCCGAGACUCGGGUAUCUUUUGACAUCAGUCUCAGGGUUAACGGCAAGAUGACAGCCCCGGUAGCUGCCCCCAAGUCUGCUUCCAACUUCCAGGAAUUGGAAACGUAUCUAAGGAACGACCAUGGCCAUGGAAAAAUAGUCCAAUGCCUUAGGAAACUUCUGAACGUAGUAUGCAGCGAUAAGGGCCCUGAAGACACAUACAGAGCCUACUUGGAGAGGCAUCACGGCAGUACCCUUGAACUUGUGCUGAAGAAAAAGUGGAGGCUCCCACACGAAGAUUUAGACAGCAAAACUCCCGAAAACAUGGACAUUACGCUACUAUAUGCACUCUUUAAAAUUCUCGUCGAAGUUAAAAAUGAUUUUAGAAAAACCACAAAAUUUAUGAAAAAAUUGACAGCAGUCAGAAAAGUUGGAAACGAUCUUUUGCAUUUAAAAAUAUCAAUGAAAGAUCUAAAAUUAUAUGAUGAAGUCGCCCCAAAAAUGGCAGAGCUGUUGGAUGAAGCUAAGAAGCUUUACCCCUCUUCCAUCACUGAGAUAAUCUCCAUAGGGAAAGAGAUACAACAUGACAUAAAAUGCGGGUUUUCACCUGGUGGGAGAGAUCUGGCUUAUAACUGCUACUGGGUCGCCACAAAGGGUAGGCAAAUUGUCAAUCAACGUUUCCAGGAGUACGCAAAAGAAGAUCUGCUUUUCGACGCUGGCUGCGUUGAAAGGCUGGCUGUGUUUCAUCAACUCGAAGUGACGUCAGAGGAAGAGGAAAAAAACGAACUUACGCUUGAGCAGUUAUUUGUUUCACUGAAAGAAAGAAUCGCAAUUGUUUCUGGCGUUGUUGGUGCUGGAAAGACCACCCUACUCAUGUACCUAAUGCUACAGUUUUCUGGUCCUCAGUCUGCCAUCCCAAAUCAUCUCCAAUGCUUUGAAAUCGUCGUGUUCAUUCAGUGCAGGGACAGAUAUAAUAAAAAUUUAAAGGAAGUUGUCGAGGAGCAUUUUGGAGCUUUGUGUGCGGACAUGACAGCAGAAGAUAUUCUGCUAACUCUACAGCAGCUCCGCGUGCUGUUCCUGAUCGAUGGAUUCGAUGAACUCAACGAAGUAUCGUCGGCUGUGUUGCACGAGCUGUUGGAUAAAACAUGGCACCAGGGCUCCCGCAUCCUCAUUACGACUUGUCCUCAGGCUGUCGAGGACCUCAAGAACUUGUUGAGAAAUAAAUGCAAGGUUUCAGAGGAGUAUAAGAUUUUACAAAUCUCAGAGCUUCGAAAACAACUGGAUUUUAUCGAAAAAUAUGGAUUAUAUCUGACCAAGAGCAGUGAUGCCGCACUAGCGAUGCGCGAACGAUUUUCCAGUCUAAAUCCGAAAUUGCAAUCAUUAUUCACACAGCCAAUUCUUUUGCUGUACUUCUGCUCUAUUUAUAAAGAGACUCCAGAAAAAAUUGACCAUUGGAGAAGCUUAAACGACUUAUCAAUGGACAGAUUUGAGCUUCAAAAGAUUGUCAUGAAAAGAAAGCUGAGCGAUAAGGGAGUGAAUGACCCAGACCUUCUCAUUGACAAAAUUUUGAGAGUCAUUGGCAAGUGGGCGUUGGAGUUCCUUGCCUGCAAUCAUGUUACCUUCACCUGUGCCGAUAUCUUGAUCUUGAAAGAACCGUGUAGCGACAAGAUAAAAGCUCACACCUCCGUCGUCGAAGUAGGCACUGAAGUGUUCCUCAAUAUAAUGCUUGUAGUGGAGAAAUCGCCGUCAGGGACCAGGGACACGACUUAUUCUUUCCCGCACAAGUCCGUCCAAGAGACAGUGGCAGCAAACUAUGUUGUUAGGAAGAUGAUGCUCACUGAAGAUACUCUUCAAGAGAUCCUGGGAGUUGAGCCGACAAAGAACGCAAGGUAG
Messenger RNA from Hyalella azteca, 2110 nucleotides. Its product is annotated as NLR family CARD domain-containing protein 4-like. The transcript has 2 exons. The coding region runs from base 287 to 2110 and encodes 607 amino acids. NCBI's taxonomy places the organism in Eukaryota, Metazoa, Arthropoda, Malacostraca, Amphipoda, Hyalellidae. The record is from RefSeq and is a predicted model, not a curated record.